CCGCCACUGUCGUAGCAACUCUGCUGCUUCUUGCUGCCUUCUCUCGCCCACCCAAAAGAAAGAAAACACAUCCAGUUCCAUCGCCGUCGCCGCCGGUCCGAGACGACGAUGAUCCUCUCGGCCUUCCUGCUGCUCUGCUGUGCCGUCGCCACCUGGGCGGCGUCCCCGGCCGCCAAGGCCGCACACGAAAGCCAAAUGCCAUCAACAUCUGAAAGGGGAGCCGAUGCAGAUCGUCAAGCUUAUGGCACCUUGGACCAGGUGAAUGCGGCUCUUCAGCGGGUGGGGCUCGAGUCGUCCAACCUCAUCAUCGGGGUGGAUUUCACCAAGAGCAACCAGUGGACAGGGAAGCGCUGCUUCGCCGGGAGGAGCCUGCACGACCUCGCCGCCGGCCCGAACCCGUACGAGGAGGCCAUCGGCAUCGUCGGCAAGACGCUGUCCGCCUACGACGAGGACAACGCCAUCCCCUGCUUCGGCUUCGGGGACAGUAAGUCGCUCUGGAAUGGUGUCCCUCCGGUGGUGAACUGCCUUACGAUCGACUUAACUGGUGGUGAUCUCAUUCGUCUGCCUGCCUGCCUGCCAGCGUCCACGCACGACCAGGGCGUCUUCAGCUUCUACGGGGACGGGCGGCCGUGCGCCGGCUUCCCGGAGGCGCUGCGGCGGUACCGGGAGAUUGCCGCCGCCGUCCACCUCUCCGGGCCGACGUCUCUGGCCCCGAUCAUAGAGGCUGCAAUGGGGAUAGUCCAGCGCUCUGGACAUCAGUACCACAUCCUGCUGAUAAUCGCUGAUGGGCAGGUUCCGAGAGGUUCCAGUGCUCAUCGCGCAAGCUACCCGGACGAAUCAAGAUCAGAGAACUACAUGGAGGAGAGGACUCUUCAGGCCCUCAUACAGGCCAGCCAUUUCCCACUCUCCAUCGUCCUCAUCGGGGUCGGGGACGGGCCAUGGGGCGACGAUCAGAUGCGGUUCCACGACGACCGACGUCGAUUUGAUAACUUCCAGUUUGUAGAUUUCACCAAGAUCAUGUCGGCGGAGAUGUCCCGUGCCGAGAAGGAGGAGCGGUUCGGGCUCGAGGCGCUGGGGAAGAUACCGAGCCAGUACGCUGCGAUCAUCGGCCAACGGAUCAGUGAUCUGGCUGCGAGGGCGCCUGCGAGGACUCCUAUUCCUCCUCCUUCCUGAACCACCGGGAUGAAAGUUAUUUUCGCCGUCGGUUUCGCUGCACAGGCAGGUUCAUGAUAUGGUCACAUUGUUGGAGGAUGAAGUUAGCCAUUUUAGUUUCCAUCCCCUGUGUGUGUGCUUGUACACUUCAGAGCAACUCGAUUUCUUCCAGCGAAACACCUCCUGUUUAUUUGUACUCUUUGAUAAUAGAUUCUAGAUAAAACUACUCUACAUCCUUAUUCACAGAGUUGCAAAGUCUUCUUGUCUACCAGAAAUGCAUAUAUUUUGCCUGUGUAAUCCACCUAAAUCAGCAAAAAGCGAAUUGUGGUGGUCAUAUAAAGGAAUCCAGGGGAAAGUGGUAGAUAUGUGGAAACUGAGACGAUUUUCCCAAAGAAUGAAAUAUCUUCACUAUAUCCCGAGUCGGUAACUUUUCUCUACAAUUACACACCGCCGUCAAACACCCUCGUGAGUCUGCACACUACAAACACGCACGGACAAAUUUGCCAAACAUCUACAGGAAGAACCCAAGCUAAAAAAAAAACUAAUGUUCUCUUUGCUUUUUCUUUUGUCGAAACAAAG
This is a messenger RNA of Hordeum vulgare subsp. vulgare (domesticated barley), 1731 nucleotides long. Its product is annotated as E3 ubiquitin-protein ligase RGLG5-like. The transcript has 8 exons. The record is from RefSeq and is a predicted model, not a curated record. NCBI's taxonomy places the organism in Eukaryota, Viridiplantae, Streptophyta, Magnoliopsida, Poales, Poaceae. Bases 109 to 1173 code for a protein of 354 amino acids.